AUGGAGGCAAGAAUCGCAGCGCUGGAGCCCGAUUGGGAGGCUCGACGCAUUUUCGUCAUGGACUAUCAGCCGAAGAAGCGCAAGAAAGACGAGAACUUACUCGUUGCGAAAAGCAUUUUGCAAUGGAACUUUGCGGAGCUCAAACGGCUACACGAGGAGUACACUGUUGAUAAGGAAUCUGAGGAGCACAAGGGUGUGGAGAGAAUGAAACGAGAUCUCAAAGAUCUCCAGGUGGAGAUCGAUCAGGUAAACCAGGACAUCAAAGACCAUCGUUCCAAGCCCAGAUACCUUCGUUGGCCCGGAAUCGACAGCAAACUAAAGGGGCGUUGCGAAGAUACAGUCGUACAAACGAGGAUCAACUUCCACACUGUCCGACAAACCUCGGAACACGUCAUGACAUUCGGCAAACGCAACGCAUCGAUUGACACAACAUCACCUAUAUCUGGACCUUCUCCCUCUUCAGGAGCUAGCACACCCAAGUCAAGUCCAGAUCAGCCCCCUGGGCCUACUUUCUACCCACAGGCUAGCUCUGGCGUUCCACCCACAUGUCAUGAACGGGUACCCGCUGCACGCGAAUACUUGCAAGCUCACAAUAUCCCGAAUAGUGUUUCGGCUGAUGGUCGUUUGCAGAUUUUCGCCACCAGUGCUAUGCACGAAAAUGAUAACAACCUGCAAAUACUCACGUCUCACGUUUCUCGGGUUUUCGAGAUUCUAGAUAACGCGGGAAAUAACGGGGAACCCACGUCGCAAGAAGGUCUGCCCCAGCUUCAGGACCCUGCUUGGUUCAGAGCAGCGGUGGGAGUCGCUACCUCGGAGGAGCAUAUUAUAUCACCGGCUUCGCGUACUGAUAUUCAAGCCCCUAUGUUCCGUUAUGGCCCAAUUAACAUCGGCAUCUAUAACCAACACUACAACCAGAACCCACAAUACGUCGCAAACGAAGGUGUCAACGUUUUUGCGAACCGAUCUCAGUUUUACAACUCCUCCUUUCAGAACGGGUCGGACAACACAGGUUCCACUUAUAUCAAUAGCGAUGCCAGCAGCUUGCUGUCGGGUUCCGACGCUAUGGAUAUAUCAUAG
Molecule: messenger RNA, 1077 nt
Organism: Coniophora puteana RWD-64-598 SS2
Lineage: Eukaryota; Fungi; Basidiomycota; Agaricomycetes; Boletales; Coniophoraceae
Exons: 9
Coding region: 1-1077 (358 amino acids)
Source: RefSeq, a predicted model, not a curated record